Oreochromis niloticus (Nile tilapia) is the source of this 4406-nucleotide messenger RNA. RefSeq names its product myocyte-specific enhancer factor 2A. Lineage: Eukaryota; Metazoa; Chordata; Actinopteri; Cichliformes; Cichlidae. Bases 2325 to 3674 code for a protein of 449 amino acids. The record is from RefSeq and is a predicted model, not a curated record. Gene Ontology annotation, molecular function: histone deacetylase binding; RNA polymerase II cis-regulatory region sequence-specific DNA binding; protein dimerization activity. Gene Ontology annotation, biological process: cell differentiation; positive regulation of transcription by RNA polymerase II. The transcript is spliced from 10 exons.
GGUAUGAGUCUUUUUACAUCACUUAAUUGUAAAUAUCCACACCUGCUGAACAGAUUAGACUGGGCUUAAUAAUUCAUUGCAAGUUGUUGCAUUAAUAUUGGUUUAAAAAAUAAUUUGGUUUUCCUAAGCUACAUGGGAAGAUAUACCAUUUUAUUGAAACUAGGUUUUUUGUUCUAAUCAGUGAUUGUAUAGAAGUCUUCUAAAGUUUUCUACAGUCAUUAUAUCUAAUACUACAGAUGCUUAGAUUCAUCUGAAGUCAAUUAUAAUUGUUUAUAAAUAAAACAAUUUAUAACAUUUAUAAAUAAACAGUUUAUAAAUAAAAAAAAAAAAAAAAAAAAAAAAAAAUGUUAUCGUCUUUCAUUUUGUUUGCAGCAUGCAGGAUCUUGUCUCUUAUCUUAUCUCACCAUAUGUAAUGCUUGGUUCAGUCUUUUCUAGUAAUGAAUCGCGACUUGCAUGACAGAAACUGAAGCAUCAGAUUAGCAAUGAAAUAGUACUUGAGGUAUACGGACAAGUAUUGUACUUCUUGAGGAGAAAUUUUAUCUUUACAUUUGUGCAGAAUAAACUGAAGGUUGAGUUGCACAGCAGGCACUGAAGGAAAAAAUAUACUGGUGGCAGCUCAGCCAGCACAAGGCCUGCUGUGUGUCCUCAGGCGUGACUUCUGUGUGCUGCUUUAAUGUAACUACACUGAACUUGUAACAUGUAACAAUAGAAGAGAGAAGGAUGACAUGCUGACAGUUUUUAAAACACUUAAAAAAUUAUUUACCCUUAUGCAAGUCAGGUCUGUCUUGGAGUUUGAAUGAUUUGGUUUAUGUUUCUUAACAAUUAAAAAUUUCCAUGCAGAGAAAUCUCCAGUCGUCUUCAGGCAGCAUCUAAAGAUUUCAGCUGGGUGCUCAAAGCUUCACCAGCAGUGUUGUUGAAGGAGGAAUGUAACACUGAAUGUUCUGCUUCGAGCAGAUCUUCUCAGCUGCCUUAGAAAUUCAAACCAGUGACCUCACAGUCACAAGCUUUCUCACCCCUCCUUGAGGCACAGGCUAAAUUAAAAUAUCAAUGGAUCAAUUAUUAUACUGGGCCUGUGUUUGGGUGAGUGCCGACUCACAUGCUGUGUUUUCCGCCUAAAAAGUCUUAUGUCUGCAUUUUUUAAUAUCUUGAUCUCCUGUUUUUGAAAGAUUGCAUCUGUGAUUUAAACUAAUAAAGUACUAGAUUGAAUAUACCCAUGUACAGAUGAAAUAUUGAGGCCUGAGCACCGACAUGAAGACCCAUGAAAACAGAUGCAAAAUUGCAGAAGAAGACAAAAAGUGAUGACAGAAUGUUUUGCAUGUUUUUAUGGAUGUUUCAUACUUCUUUAGUGUUUGUAUAUUUUGCUGUUGGGUUGUGUGGUCUUGUAUACUGAGUUGGUCUUUUUGCAUAUCUCAGUGUAGUUGUGCCUUUAUUGUAAGUUUGUGCCAUAUUUCUGUAGUUUUGCUUCAUUUGGAGUCAUUUUGCAUUUCCUCUGUAUCUUUUUUGCUGUUAUUUUGUUAUAUAGUGGCCAAUUUGUUGCUGCGUUUGGUUGUUUUGCCCUUUAUUGUAAUAAUGCAGUAGUUUGUCUCUUAUUGUUGGCCUUAGCCAGAUAGACUACUUGCAUCUGUUUGGAAUUAUUUGUGUUUUUCACAUUACAGUGGGCAUUUUGUUUCUGUUUGUGAUUGCUUUAGGUGUGUACCAAUUUGGGGUUUUUUUGUUGUCAUUUUUAAGUAAUCGUCUUUGUUUUUGUCGAUUUUUAUUCAUUUGGACGGCUUUUUGGGGGUUUUUUUGUAGUGUGUCUCAGAGUUGAAGGUCAACUAACCCUUUGUGCCCCUUAUCCACCAAAGAAUAUCCAGAUUGUUUUCUGAAGCGUUGUUUUAUUCGUUAGCGAGCUACUUACACUGACAUGUUUAAAGUAUAAAUGUGAACUCAUAUUUACAGCCCUGUUUCGGACACGUACACACUGCAGUAUACAAACAAAUCGUGUAUGUCUGUCAGUGUGAGUGUGUUGGAAGAUCCAAGCGCACACGUACAGACGCUGCUAUACACACACUCCGGUGGGAGGAGCCAAACCUCUCUCAGCUUUGAGUUUGUCAGUUUCCUAAAUAUAGCGGACAGGAUCUGUCCGUGUCUUUCAGCCGGAGACACUUUGAUAAAAAGCCCGUAUUUACAGAAGCACCGGGAGGCCAGUGGGGAAAGCCAUGCUAAGCUGAUGGGCUAACAGGAGCUGACAGGGGGACUAUGUGUUGAGGAUUGUCUCUUAAAUUUUUAACUACUUGGAGCCCUCUGAUAUUCAUCUUUGGUUGUUGGUGGACGUUGCUUUAGCAAUGGGAAGGAAGAAGAUUCAAAUCACCCGUAUCGUUGAUGAGAGGAACCGACAGGUGACUUUCAUGAAGAGAAAGUUUGGCCUGAUGAAGAAGGCCUACGAGUUAAGCGUUCUGUGUGACUGUGAAAUUGCCCUCAUCAUCUUCAAUGGCUCCAACAAGCUGUUUCAGUACGCCAGUACCGACAUGGACAAAGUCCUGCUGAAGUACACAGAAUACAACGAACCCCAUGAGAGCAGAACCAACUCUGACAUCGUUGAGGCCCUUAACAAGAAGGAACACAGAGGCUGCGACAGCCCUGAUGCUGAGGCAUCCUAUGUUCUCACUCCUAAUACUGAAGAAAAAUACAAGAAGAUUAAUGAGGAGUUUGACAACAUGAUGAAGACUCAUAAAAUUUCCACAGGCCAGCAGCAGCAGCAGCAACAGCACUUCAUGCAUGUAGCACCAGGCAGCAUGGCCUACAGUCACAGUGGAGGAGGAGGGGCAACUUCCCAGGCACUAGCUGCAGCCACAGCAGCUUUGGCUGACGGUGGGAUCCUCUCCUCACCUCACACGCACCUCCACAGAAACAUAAACUCUUCACAAAGACCCCCGAGUGCUGGAGGUGGCCUGCAGGGCAGUUCCGAGCUGGCUCUGCAAAAUGGAUCUGGACCGACUGUGAAUGGAUUUGGAAAGAUCAUACCAUCAAAAUCUCCUCCUCUUCCACCUCAUGGGAACAGCAUGGUCCCUACCAGCCGCAAGACAGACCUCCGGGUCGUCAUCCCCCACUGCAAAGGAAUGAUGCAAACACUGAAUAACCAAAGGAUGAGUAGCAGUCAGUCCAGUCAGCCUCUUUCCACACCAGUGGUCUCUAUCACCACACCCAGUCUACCCCAUCAGAGUCUGGUCUAUGCUGGCAUCGGCUCUGCCUACAACGAUUACUCCCUGAACAGUGGAGAGUUAUCAGGCUUUAACUCUGCUGCAGGGCCCUCUCUGAGCUCAAUGGCAGCAUGGGAGCAACAGCAGCUGAGCUCCAUGGGGUCAGGAAGCUCCACUCUCCCCAUCAGCACCAAUCAUAACAUCAACAUCAAAGCUGAGCCAAUCUCUCCACCCCGCGACCACCUCAGCCAGUCUGGGUACAUGACCCAUCCACAUGUUCACCCUCAUCAUCACUCCUCUGCCUCCUCAUCAGCUCGAGCAGAGAUGGGGCGGUCCCCUUCUGACAGCGUUGGCUCCUCCUGCAGCUCUCACGAGGGCUGCAGUGACCGGGAAGAGCAGCAGCGACCUGACUUCCACUCGCUCCCUGUGAGUCGGUCAGAGGGCAGGGAGAGUCCGACAGUCAAGCGAAUCCGAAUGGACAGCUGGGUGACAUAGAGCCUGGAGCUACAUCGAGAAGCUGCACCAGGGCAAAAAACAGGAAGGACACUGUUGUGCAAAUGAAAUGUGGUUUUUAUUGAUGUGUUCUGUUGAAUUUGCUUUAAAUAUUUUUUUGCUGUUGUUUUGGUUAUUCAGAAUUUCUUGAGAAGGGUUGAGCGACAUUAGUCUGAGCAUUCUGGAUUGGAUAAAGCUGAAAUUACAGUGGUACUUCAUUUAAUCUUAUUUUCUUCUUUUACAAACAAUUAAAGCUUUGCAGAUUAAAUAUCUGGGUCCAAAUGCAGUACAGUUACAGCAGAGUACAGUUAUUUCCAUUUGCAGUGCACUGUGGCGCUGGAUGGAAGACAGACAAAGCAUAAAAUCAAAGUUCAUGAGUGGGUAAAGUUACUAGGUGUCAAUCGAUUCACUUCUAAUCUUCUCAGGGUUUAAAACCAUUAAAUGAGUCCAUCGUGAAAGCAAUACUCCCUCCACAUCAUCAUUUCUGUUACUCCUCUUUAUAAAAACACGUAUUUAUAUCAGCCAAAGCAGUAUACUGUUUUCUAUGUUGUGUGUGUUUUUAUAUUGUGCACAAAAUUAUACAAUAUUUCAUUCAGAUUUGAAAUCAAAAGCCAUGGACACUUGUAUAUGUACUACCAAAACAUUUCACUCUUUUUUGUACAUAGUAUCUUUAAUAUAUAUCACUUUUGGUGUAACUAUAGAGUUUUGUCAGUGUGUUUUAUCUUCCUUGCUUCA